Molecule: messenger RNA, 1066 nt
Organism: Tribolium castaneum (red flour beetle)
Lineage: Eukaryota; Metazoa; Arthropoda; Insecta; Coleoptera; Tenebrionidae
Exons: 3
Coding region: 186-1022 (278 amino acids)
Source: RefSeq, a predicted model, not a curated record
CGGUCCCACUCGUAAUAAUCACAGUGCCUUGGGACAUCGUCGCCAGGCAGCUGUUUAGUCCUCGUGAUCGCGCGCGCUCGUACGAAUCGUGAAAGUUGCACUUUUAUAACUAUUUCAUUUUCACCGACCAUGGCGAGGAAAAGAAGGCCGUGCUCGUGUGACAUUUCGCAAAAACAAUAGAAAAAAUGCUAGUUGCGACACCGUACAGGGAGUUCGAUGGCCCCCCAAGAGUCAUCUCCGAGGUGCGAAAAAGCUACGCCAGCAAAUGGAUCGACUUCAGGCCCAAAUUGGCAGGGGACCUUCUCGUCCGAACUGGCAACGACAAGAAGUGGUGGCCCCGCAGGGCCGUCGUCAGAAACGGCCAAUUGCAAAUUUCCGCCAUCGAAGACAAGCCAAAUAUCCGACUUCCUUUGAGGCACCUGAGUCUGCAAGCUGGGGCUCUGCCCAACAGCCUUUCGCUGUGCAGAGGCGAGGAUGUCGUUCUGACAAUUCAGACGGCCAACGAGCGCUCCUUCGAGAUCUGGGUGAAGACCAUCGCCAUCGAGCUGAUCCGGCAGACGCCGCUCGAGGCGGUGAAGUACCUGGACAUCUUCACCUUGGCCAGCUGCUGGGGCCGCAAAACGCCCAAAGACUGCAACUCCAACUACAUCGAACCGCCGGCUGAGAACCCGUGCACGGUUUGCGUCACCAACAUUGAGGAAAAGAAUAUCGAAAAUCUGCUCAAAAAGUGUCAAAACGCCGAGAGUUACGUUCCGGUCAAAGAAAAACUGAUUUUAUUCGAGUCGUUGUGCAAACUCGGACGCAAAGUGCGCAGUACUGAAGAUGUCUCCUGCAGAGCGGCCAACGGGACGAAACGGGCGCGGUCCAUGCACGACCUGUCCAACUUCAGCCCGCACAGUGCAGUUCGCGAAAUUUGCAAAUACUUUGAAAUCAAAAGUGAGGCCAGUGUCGAGAGUUACGGGACAAUUGCGAGGUUCAACCGCUCCGACUCGCAGCUAAACGGCGUCAAGAGACCGUUCUAGGCCACUAUUUCUUGUUAAUUUAUCCAAUAAAGCAUUAUUUUGUA